Molecule: messenger RNA, 378 nt
Organism: Soboliphyme baturini
Lineage: Eukaryota; Metazoa; Nematoda; Enoplea; Dioctophymatida; Soboliphymatidae
Source: the annotation of a GenBank genome assembly
AUGAACAAUUUCUAUGCGCAUGUCGGAGUAGACGCUAAAGAGUGGAACGGCGUGAUUGGAGAAAACGGCCCUAGCGACCUCAGCAAACUUAUGUCCAUUAUGAACACCUUCUUCGAGCAUCGAAAAGUGCACCAGUACGCCUGGUACCGGGAAGCUAGUGCAAAAAAGUCCAUGAUCGAUUUGAUAAUCGUAUCGUCUGAGUUAAGAGAGGACCAUAGAUGUCAACAUGUUAUCACUUUGCUAUUGGCAUUUUCCGCUGUAAACGAUGGAUCACCAUUGGAGAAUCAAAUGAUAAGCACUCUCGUCUAUGGAUACGAGGGUAAAACUUGCAAACAGUACGGCGGGACGGUUUCAACAGAUCGUAGUGACGGCGUCUGA